AUGCCCUCGUACUCCGUGAAUGUGCUGAUGCCGGGUGAUUGCGGCAUAACUGCAAUGGCCGAUCCGAUUGCUGCCGGCACGGCUACAGCCAGCUCGGAGGAAGCUAAAGUGACCCGGAAUCCAUACGGCACGGCGGAGAUGGCUUCUACGCCGGCAACUUUGGCCCACAAAAUGGUCUAUUUCAUCUACGAUCGACAAGCGUGCGAAAAGGAAACUUGGGAGAUUUCUUUCUGGAACGAGUUCCGCCGUACCAACGCGGACGUCACGAUGGACGCGAAAAGCUUGCGUACUUUCUUCUUCCACGGCAUCAUGCAGAACUCCGACUAUCUGGAGGAUCUACGGCGGGAGGUUUUAAAAUACAUCAAUCCGCUGUUUAACCGGCUCCGCCAGGAAGUGUUGGAAUUUAGAGACCUUGUAGAGGGUAUCGAUUACGUGCACGAUCAGCCGCAUACUGUGACCUUAGAGGAAAACCGUUUGCCUCCUCUACAGCUGCAGUCUUGCCAUCAGGCACGAACUACCCCAACGUCCGUGUCUUCGAAGCGAUUUGUAACGCCGUCCCCCGCACAAAUCCAAAGCUUCGUGGCGGAUGAGAUGAGUGAGCUCGUUUGGAUCGAAGAAGAACGAUCGUCAAACCAAACGCUAAGCAUAAACGAGUGUUUGCAGCGGAUGGCCAUGCUCACGCACCAAGGCAUCCCGUUGAAGGAUUGCAUCGAGCCCGGAAUGAAAUGUUUUGAGCGCUUCAGUACCCAUAACGAGUCGACCCGUAUGUUGAGACAAGAAUUACCAUAG
Messenger RNA from Anopheles nili, 789 nucleotides. RefSeq lists its product as uncharacterized. The transcript has 3 exons. The record is from RefSeq and is a predicted model, not a curated record. The coding region runs from base 1 to 789 and encodes 262 amino acids. NCBI's taxonomy places the organism in Eukaryota, Metazoa, Arthropoda, Insecta, Diptera, Culicidae.